AUGUAUUCAACUUUGGUGCCUGAGUGGCAAUUGGAUUUGCUUUCGGCGGAUUCGUUUCCGAAUGCACCCCAGGUGCAGUCGUACCGCUCGAUGACGGAACACGGCUCACAGAUUUUCUUCGGUGCGCACAUGCCGCUUGCUCCAGCAGGUGCCAAGCAUCAAGGUGCGAUAGACGGCGAGACACCAGCCGUACCUCGUUCCAAGAAGAAGAAAACAUCGCAAAAACCAGCAGCCCAGUCGAGGGGGCGAGGCCACCCUCCUGCCGAUGAGGGCUCCAGGAGGCGGGGUCGGCCGAGGGUGCAUACAGGGGAUGAGACAUCUGCUGAAAUACGCCUAGCGCAGCGGGCAUAUAGACUGCGGAAGGAAGCAGUCAUCACAACACUUAAUCAGCGAGUGGAGCGGCUCGAAUCUACAAUUGAUGAGAUGAACAAGACAUUCCUGGCUUUCAAUGACGAUGCUCUAGCCGCUGGUAUCCUUUCUACACAGCCGGAGAUUGCACAGCGGCUACGCCGGGCCACCCAGCGUUUUCUCGAGCUCAUGUCCGAAGUUUCGCGUGAUUCCGAUGAGGAGGCUCACGGGGAAUCAAAACAAAGCAAUACUACUCCAACAGAUACGAGUGAAACCCAGCCAGCAUCAAAUGCGUCGGGUAUUCUCCCUCUGGAAAGUAGCGGGAAAGUCAGCAAUGCUCUUACCACUUCUCAUGAAAAUAAGGCUGCACCUCAGACAAACAAUCAAAUUUGCCGUCAACAAACGACUAUGGCCGCUAAUUCAGACUCUACCUUGGAAAGCAACACCUUUCCCACUUCUGCGGAAGACCUUCAAUCGCUGAUCUCCUGUCCGUCGCUAUUUCCCCGGGACACUACUGUGUAUCAGCAAUACUCCUAUUGUUUUCAAGAAACUACCUUUUGCCGGCGUCUCCAACGUCGAUGUCUCGAGUAUGGAUAUGCAGCUUUGGUUGACCCGUACGCCAAUCCAGAGGAGCUCCACGAUGCCUUCAAAUUCACGUUCGGCAUUGUUAGCAGGGACAAAUUGGUAGAGGUUUUUCAUUCGCUUAUUCAACGGAAGGCCGGUGAACCGCUCGAACUGUGGAACAAGCCAUUUUUCUACAUUGGGAGUGCAGGUAUGCAUUAUCCUUACCACGAUGAAUUUGGCAACGUGAUUUUUCCGCCGAAUAUGCAUCCUCCAGAGCGAGCACUUGGUCCUUUACCGUUCCAUAGUGCUGAGAGACCACACUCGCACAAAAGCGUCGCAGAACUGAUUGAUGCCAUUGGAUUUGGUGGGGAAUGGUUUGAUUGCCAUGAUGUUGAAGGAUAUUUACUGGAAAAAGGCAUCAAACUCACCAGUCAGUCCUCUUACGCUUACGUUCCAAUUUGGGCCGUUCCCGGCCAGCUAUCCGGUAUCAGCUCUCCGUUAACAAACUCACCAUCGGGGUCUUAUAAUACCGAUACCUCGUUCUUUUCCAAUACAAUCUCUAGCCCAGGGUCGCAACCAGAUUUCCCGUCACAGGCAAUGAAUACUAAUUCAGAGAUUCGCUACCCGUUCCAGAAUGAAGUGUGCUCUCAGAUGCUGGGCUUGCUUGGUCUUGAUCACGACCCAACUCUCCGACUCGGUGGGCCCAUCAAACAGGCAACGAGCUAUCCUACUGAGACAUACGAUGCAUCUGUUACCCUAUCGCCUUGGGUCUUAGACGUUGAUAAAUUCGUUACAUAUUUAUGUCGUAAAGCUGUAUGCCUCGGACGCGCACCUGGACUUCGUAAAAGCCAUGUGGACGACGCACUCUAUACAUCUAUCUGCAGACAAUAUUGA
Uncinocarpus reesii 1704 is the source of this 1806-nucleotide messenger RNA. RefSeq lists its product as uncharacterized. The record is from RefSeq and is a predicted model, not a curated record. Gene Ontology annotation, molecular function: DNA-binding transcription factor activity. Bases 1 to 1806 code for a protein of 601 amino acids. The transcript is spliced from 3 exons. Gene Ontology annotation, biological process: regulation of DNA-templated transcription. Lineage: Eukaryota; Fungi; Ascomycota; Eurotiomycetes; Onygenales; Onygenaceae.